AUGGCUCCCCAUGCAAAAUUGUCCAACAUCCUCGCUUUCGUGCUCACGGGAAUAUCAACAUGUGUGGUAGCUCUGAGAUUCUACAGCCGCCACUUUCUGGUCGGGAAGCUUAGCUCCUCAGAUUGGGUCAUGUUCAUUGCGCUGAUUUGUACGUGGGGUUCAGUAGUCGUCAAUUGGUACAUGGUACACUUCCUGGACUAUACUCAGGUCCAUGAUAGAGAUUCCUUUGCGAAGGUUGCGACUGGCUCGCUCCUGUCAUUCUGGGUCUACCGAGUGACCUAUAUCCUCGACCUGUGCCUUAUAAAGACGUCUAUCCUGCUCUUCUAUAGCCAUAUUGCAGCUUCGAAUAAACAUUUUCACGGCGUAGUCCGUAUACUGUUCGCUGUCAUCUUACUCGGCGGUCUUUCGAUGAUUUUCGCUGCGGUCUUCAACUGCUACCCAAUCUCGGAUGCAUGGUCAUUUGAAGUUUUUGAGCGAGGAAUCGAUGGCAUUCAUGCAACGCAAUGCUACAAUCCGGGACCCUUCUGGCUGUUUAACGCUGGAUACAACCUCGUCACCGAUGCUAUGAUCUGGACGCUGCCGAUACUAUUCCUUUUGAACCUGCAAUCUAUGCCCCUGAGGCGUCGCAUAGAACUCCUUGCUAUUUUCUCAGUCGGUCUCACAGCUAUCAUAGCUUCCGCUGUUCGGCUUCGCACUAUGGUCCUCUGGCUCAGCGACUUCAAGAAUCAGGGCGAAAAUACUGCGAACCUUCUCCUGUGGAGUCAAGUAGAGCAGCAUACCGGUAUCUGUGCAGCUUCACUGCCGUUUUUACGACCACUUUUCCGCAAGGCUUUGACGAGGGUUCGAAGCAGAGAGCAGCCGAGUCCUAAUCCAGUGCCAUUCUUGGUUGGAGGUGGGACAUCAGAUGAUCCAGCGAUGAUCAGAACGCCAAUUAUACCCUCGCCAACCCCUACAGUAGCGAGUGACAAAGAGUUCCGGAUACCACGAGAUAAUCUCCUGCCCAUUCAGCCGAAUAGUGACGCAUGGGGCGCGGCCAUAUGGGACGGAAGUCAAGCUCGGCAGGUUCUCCCUAGCUGA
Molecule: messenger RNA, 1077 nt
Organism: Plenodomus lingam JN3
Lineage: Eukaryota; Fungi; Ascomycota; Dothideomycetes; Pleosporales; Leptosphaeriaceae
Source: RefSeq, a predicted model, not a curated record